GACUGGUGGCAGGGUAAACACCAAGAAAACCCCUCCAAUCGAAAAACACACCAGGAAAAUGGCAAAACGUCCUCCGGCAAGUCGUAACAUCGGGAAAAACAAAACUACACUUUCAUUUUGCAUUUGGAUGUCUUUGAACUGAGCUUUUAACUUCAAGAAGUCAUAUUCUGGAUUCUUGGUUGGAUCUUAUACAGAAAAAAAUGAACUGCCAGCCAAAUUCCGUAAAUAAAAGGUGCUUUGUGAACUUGUGCACGUGCACUUCGCAAUCGAGGCCGGAGAAGGUUUUUUUCGCCGUGCCGACUAAGGAGAGCGAACGGCAAGAGUGGUUCGACUCCGUAGGGCAAUGCUUUACAAAAAAAACCAACCAGAAACUGUACUGCUGCAGCGAUCACUUUGAUAUGAAAGAUAUGGUGAUAUCUAUGAAGAGGGACAGCAACGACGUCCUCAUCAAGCUCAACAGUACAGCAAGGCCUAAAGUGCAAUUUCCCACUAUUAAUAAAAGUCAAACCGUUGGGAAAGAUACGUCAAAAACAUACGUACGCGUAAAAGCUUCUUCAUUUGGGGCUGAUGUCACAAAUAAAAUGGAAUGUUACAUGGAAGUCAACAAUGUAGGCCAAAAUGCAGGUGUCACAAUGAGCGGGCCGAUCAACCUUUUCUCCCAUGAAAAUAAUGUCGAUAACCAACAUGAUUCACCAGAAAAAGUGAAAAAUCUUUCACCCAGCGCCAACACAUCUACAGACAAAGAAUUGCAGGCGAAGAUCAUCGACUUGAUCAAGGAGUUUAAUCUUCUUAGGCAGGAAGUUACAAAACUCACCGAAUCUGUUAACGAGACACUAGAUCCAGCCGAUUUCAUGGUUGUCUACGGUACAAUAAUCAAGCAGCUUUACAAGUUUAACAAGUUACUGCCAGAUGUAAAGCGUUUUCUAUCUUAUACCGGCAAAGGUACCACGGUUCUGAAAUUUGUAGAAGACGAUCUUAUCAAUAUGCAACUUAAUAUAUCUCAGCUAAUACUGAAAGAAUAUAAACAGUCCGUUAACAAAAAACCUUCGCUUCAAUGUUAUAAGCAUUGUUUUGUAUAUAAAUGUAAAAACAAUUGUCAAAGGUCACCUCUACAAAUUUUUCUCACUGUACCUAAAAAUAAGAACACACGGGAAAAAUGGUUCAAGGCAUCUGGAACGCCUAUGAAUGAAGAUCAUCUGUCUGAAUUGUUGUUUUGUUGCGACAGGCAUUUUACCGAUAAAGAAUUGGAAAUAUUAUGCAUGAAACCUUCAGAAAAUCAUGAUGUAGUUCCUAAACCAUAUUCAUCGGCCUUGCCGAUUCAAAAAACUUUUAACUUCGAAGAAGAUGCGAUAUUUAAAGAUUCCUGCAAUAAGAUCAAAAACAUUUGUAACAAGUUGAGGCUGAAGAGGUAUUCUCACAUGCAUUCCCUUCGAAAACUGAAAAUUGGAAUAAUAAAGAAGAGCGAGAUGAUAGAGAGCGAGUACAAAUCGCUGCUGAGCACAAUCAACAAACACAGGAGCCAUUUCAAAUCCUUACAGGAAUCCAUUGAGAAGCACCUCAUCAUAAACGACGAGGAAGAAAAGGUCAAAGCAGAUUUCGAGUACACAUAUUUUAAGAUAGAAGACUUGCUUCUUCAGCUUUAUAAAUCGAACGACAGUAAGAUAAAUUCCAAGCCUAUACAAUUGUCGGAUUGCGAUGACGAAAGUUCAAACGAUGAAAUCGGCAAGCGUGAAUUUUUAUCAUCAUCAGACAGUGAUGUAGAAUUUAUACCUGGUGGGGAUGAAAUGUGCCAGAUGAAUCCCGAUUGCAUACUUCUUACUGGCAGCGAUCUUGAAACUUCAGACAGCGAAGAUGUCAAUCAGCAGAAUCCUGAUAGCAUACUUAUAUCCGACACUGAUGUUGAAGUGUUAUCGGAUGAUGAAAUUAUCAGUACGAAUUCCACACCUGUUCAAAUUUCAAACAGCGACAUUCCGACUAAAAGCAAAAACAAAAACGCAACGACUUGCAAAAAUAUAAAAAGUUCUAAUUGUGAUGAAAUUAUGCAAAAUGUCAAAAGCCAACAUGGUUCGGAAUAUUUGCAAGAUUCAAGUAACAGCCCUGAAAGCGUUCCGAGCGUACAAUUUAAGGAAUCGGAUAAUAAAGUGGACAAAAAGAAAAAGAGUAAACCUUUUGAGAUAAGAUCCUGUUUUGUCCCGACAUGUUCAAACAAUGAUUUUACCAUGCCGCAUAAAAAAUAUAUAUUGGUACCGAAGGGAAAAUUAAGGAUAAAAUGGUUUAACUCUGUUGGACUUAAUGGAGUAACCACUGCUUGUAAAGUGUAUUGUUGUGAAGAUCAUUUUACCGUAGAAGAGCUGCAAAAAUUAUAUCAAAAAGAGGAUAUCACCUAUUGUAAAAAUAUUAUACCCAACCGUGAUUUAAGGACUGAAAUUUUAUCAAAUAGGCCCUCUAUUUCAUCACUGCAAAAUUGUAAAACACCUAGAGUUAAAGAGAAAGUUUGUUUUGUGCCCAGCUGCAUAAACACGAGCAGUUACAUCCCAAAAAUGCAUUUCUUCAACGUACCGCAAGAUUCCAAUACAAGGGAUAUGUGGUACAAUUCCGUAGGGUACGUCGCCGAAGAAAAUGACUGCUUCAACCAGUACUGCUGCGCCGACCAUUUUAGAAACGAGGAUAUCAUGAAAGCGCCUGGUAGGAUCUGGCUGAAGCCAGACGCUUGCCCCGUAAUUGUCAACAAUGAUACAUUAUUAUUACCUAGUUCCGAUAGUGAUGAUUAUGUAGUUAUAAAAGAAGAAGAACCAGAAGAUGAUUUUAGUGCACCAUUGUUAAGCGAUGUAGAACUGAAGGUCGAAGAGGAUUAUGAAGAAGUAAAAUUCAAAAUUAAAACCGAAGAUUCCAGCGAUUCCAGUUUAUUCAGCAAGGAUGGCAACAAUUAUGAAGCGAUGGCAAAUUGUGAAGAGUUUUUGGAAAAAGUCGAAGAGAGUUGGGAUAAAUUUCAAAUUGUACAAGAAAAAAUAAUAAACCUCGUCAAUGAAGACAAUAAAGAAGUCAAAAUAAAGAAAUUGACCAACAAAAGCUACGGGGAUAUGAAAGAGGUGCUUAAUGAAAUCCUCACGCAACACAAUUCGGAUGAUAGUAUAUUAAAAAUGUACAGAGAAUUGAGCUUGCUCAAGGACAAGAUCGACGAAAGCAAAGUCCCCAAGAACGUAACUGACUUUUUAUUGAAAAAGGCUCCCAAUGAAGAAAAAAAAGGCCAGAGUUUGGAGGACAAUGCGCUUUUGCAAUAUGUGAACAUUAAAGAUGUGAAAAAAUUGUCUUCCAUGAUAGAGAAAAUGGAUACAAUCAAGAAGAAUAUAGAAAAGGAGUAUGAAGUGAUCGAAGAGCAACUGUCUAAAUUGACUUCUCUUGGUGAAACAAGAAAAACCAUCAUAAAUAAAGCCAACAAAUUGCUCAAAGAAGGAAAUAUGCAGAAAGGGAUACAAUUGUUAAAAAGCGAAUUGACGCUACUGAGGGAAAAAAAGGCCAAAGAGAUAGUUAAGCUUAUUUCCGAAUCUGUAGAGAUGCGCGAAGUGAGUCAGAAGAGGUGGGACGAUUGGAUCGAGAAGUAUUGGAUAAUGUUUAACGCCAUGGAAGACAACUUGUCCAACCUUUUGAAAAAGAUCAACAAAAAAAACAGAUUGGAGAAAAGCAUCAGAACAGAAUAUAAAAAGCUUGAAAAGAAACUUGAUGAAAUUCCAAGUACGGACGAUCAAAUUAAACCUACAUGCGAUAAUGCUAUGGGUAAAAAGCGAAUACGUACAAGUGCCCCUGAAAUAGAUGAACCUGAACAAAACAUCUCUGGUGAGUCUUUUAAACGUAGUGAAAAUAUAGAAGAAAAGCUUCCAUUUAAAAAACUGAAAUCAAACGUAUUCUUACCUGAAAAAUCAAUAGGAAUAGUUAACAAAGCAUGUUCCACGAAUGAUGAUAAAACGGAGGUUGUAAAGAAGGCUGAUGAGAUGUUAUUCAUUCAGCCGAAAAUCAUGACCUCUAAGCUCGAAAUGGACCUUUAUAAUGACGAUGAAAUAACUGAAGGCUACGAAGAGCCAGAAUUGCUGUUAAAUCAGCCGUCAGGAGAUUGUGUACUCACUAUCAAUGAAUUUGAAACGUACUCCUUAAAUAAAGGAAAUUCAGAGAGUUAGCUCUAGCACAAUGCACCAAAUCAGAAUGCUGACUGUAAAUCACGAAAAAG
Molecule: messenger RNA, 4222 nt
Organism: Cimex lectularius (bed bug)
Lineage: Eukaryota; Metazoa; Arthropoda; Insecta; Hemiptera; Cimicidae
Exons: 21
Coding region: 201-4172 (1323 amino acids)
Source: RefSeq, a predicted model, not a curated record